Molecule: messenger RNA, 249 nt
Organism: Paraglomus occultum
Lineage: Eukaryota; Fungi; Glomeromycota; Glomeromycetes; Paraglomerales; Paraglomeraceae
Source: the annotation of a GenBank genome assembly
ACGCGGAUGGUCUUACUACUGACAUAGAUUCGACACCAGCACCAACUCUGGAUACUCCAGCAGGUGCAACAACAAUUCCGAGUAUUCCAGCAGGUGCAACAACAAUUGCGAGUACUCCAGCAGGUGCAACAACAAUUGCGAGUACUCCAGCAGGUGCAGCAACAAUUCUGAGUACUCCAUCAGGUACAACAACUGCAAUCUCUGGCACAUCCUCUGGACAUCCUUCUUUUAUACCGACGGUUAUAAAUG